Acanthamoeba castellanii str. Neff is the source of this 990-nucleotide messenger RNA. RefSeq names its product prenylcysteine methylesterase, putative. NCBI's taxonomy places the organism in Eukaryota, Discosea, Longamoebia, Acanthamoebidae. The transcript is spliced from 4 exons. The record is from RefSeq and is a predicted model, not a curated record. The coding region runs from base 1 to 990 and encodes 329 amino acids.
AUGCUGUGGUUCUACGUCAAAAUCGCGCCAUUUGGGCUGCGCAUGUACCACGGCUACUUCAUCUCUCAUAAUCGCGCCAAAGAUGCCAGCCUCGAUCUUGCCUACGGACCCCUGCCACGAAACAGGGUUGAUGUGUACACCCAGCCCACCACAAAGCAGGACCUCAAUGCCAUUCCAGAUGUCGCCCAAGAGUGUGCCGUGCUCGCACCGAUGGUCGUCUUCAUCCACGGCGGGGCGUGGUCUUCGGGCGGGAAGCACCAGUAUGGCACGCUGGCCCGGGCGCUGCAGGCGCGAGGCCUGGCGGUGGCCGUGGCCAACUACACCCUCCACCCCGCGGGUCAGGUCCAGCAGAUGGUGCGCGACCUCGCACUCCUCUUCAAGUUCAUCGAACGCAAUGCGCACUCCUUUGGCGCCGACCUCAGGCGUGUGUAUGUGGUCGGCCACAGCGCUGGGGCGCAUCUGUUGGCGCUGUACAUGGCGCGACUGGCCCUGCUCAAGCAACACGGCGAAGAGAUCGGCCUUGGCGAACACUACCGCUCGUUCUUAGACGACACCCACCUGCUGUCCGACAUCACCAUACAAGCGUUCGUGGGCAUCGGCGGCCCCUACCACAUCGCCGACCACUAUGUGCACGAAUCGAGCCGCGGCGUUGAGAACCUGUCGGCCAUGAAGCCCGCAAUGGGGGGCAUUCCCAACUUUGACCAUCACUCGCCCACGGCUCUGCUCAACGAGGCGGAGCUGCAACCCGGCGCACUGCCGCCGACCUAUCUCCUCCAUGGCACUGUUGACGGUACGGUGCCGAGCAGCUCGAGCGUGAAGUUUGCCGAGGCGCUCAAGAAGGGCGGACACGAUGUCGAGUUGCACCUGGUGGAGGGCGUGGGCCAUUCGGAUUUCAUCUUGCACCUCAUGAACGACCGAUCGACCCAGCAUCAAGAGAUGAUGGACCACCUCGUCUCCCUUCUCCUCCGGCCCACUGGCGACCAAAGUUGA